ACUCACAGAAGUGCUGCACAAAUGCAGUUUCAAGAUCACAUUGUUGUCAGCAUUUUCGGAGAUAUAAACUCAACUUUGAUCGGCCUGCGGGACUUUGUCAUGCCUCUGCGCACCAGCAACUUGAAGUAUAAGGAGCUGAAGCCAAUAGUGUUUCUUGGGGAGCUCGAUUAUCUGACGAGAGAAUGGAAGUCCAUACAGUACUUCCCCAAAUUAUUUAUCUUUCCA
This is a messenger RNA of Pelobates cultripes (western spadefoot toad), 225 nucleotides long. Lineage: Eukaryota; Metazoa; Chordata; Amphibia; Anura; Pelobatidae. The record is from the annotation of a GenBank genome assembly.